Penicillium alfredii is the source of this 687-nucleotide messenger RNA. RefSeq lists its product as uncharacterized. NCBI's taxonomy places the organism in Eukaryota, Fungi, Ascomycota, Eurotiomycetes, Eurotiales, Aspergillaceae. Bases 1 to 687 code for a protein of 228 amino acids. The record is from RefSeq and is a predicted model, not a curated record. The transcript is spliced from 2 exons.
AUGACCUCGCAUCCAUACCUGGAGGUAGAAAAGCCCUCCCGACCAGCAAGCCAAAGCUCCGCCGAACUAUCCACAUACAGCGACACCACAGCGACAACACUCCAAGGUUCCCGGCUGUUCCACGUCCACCACCAAAGACGCAAGCUCGACUUCGCCAUUUCCACCGAGUCCAAGAUCCCACUAGCCUACGUGCGCUGCUCAUCCUUUACAAUCGGCAAACCAGACCUCACCUACCACGCAGGCGCAACAGAAGACGCCCCAAUCACAGCGGUAUGCAAAUUCAUCAAUUUCUCACGGCACUGCAAAGUAGGGCUCGGCGAUCCCGCUGACCCGAAUAUCGCCUGGGAAGAUCUGAUCCGCCAUAAGCUCACAACGCACUAUCGCUUUGAGAUCUCGCUGGGCGAUGCCGGCGAGCGCAGGGCGUUUGUCUGGAAGCGGACGAAUAGUGUUGGGAUUGGGGGGAAACGCCGUCGAGGGAAUUUCAAGUUGCUGGAUGAAUGCUCUGGGGAAUUGGUUGCGGUUUACUUGAAUAAUGGGGCCAAGAGCUGGUCGAAGUGUGGCAAGUUUCAGAUUAAUGUUGAUUAUGGGGGUGUUUUUGAUACUGUCGUUUUUAUUACUGGGUUGGCGCUCCUGGAGAAGGAGCGGCGGCGUGCGCGGAGUCAGUCCGGGGGUGGAGGUGGUGAUUGA